AUGCACUCAACAUAUCCAUCACUCGGUCAAUUGGCAGAUCAAUUGUCCAAAGCACCUGAAUAUGCACAAUUGAGAACUUAUAUCAGAGGUACAAUGAACAUGGCACUGGUCGGGUCAAAGAAACUGAAUGAGGGAAAGGAACCACUGAGUGAUAGAGAAUGCGUAUCACACAGUUUGAUAGCCAAGUGGCUUGACUCGAAGGGGUAUAAUAUAGCUGCACAAAUGAUGAGAUCUCAAAUGUCUGAAGAGUACGUGGAGAAUCCUGAAAAGUAUUUGAUAGGAACAGAGAAUAUUGAUUCCUUUCUGAAGAAUCUGAAAACCGACAUUUCGGAAAAAAUUGUUCGAAAUCCGAAACCAAUCGAAAACGGUGGUCCAUUUCCAAAAGUGAAUCCGAUUGAAUUGAGAAGAGAACCGAUUAAAGUUACACCUUUGAGUGAAGAAGAAAUUCAGAGAACGAAGAGACAACGGGCGGAAAUUCAGAGAGCCAGACUGGCCCGUCUGAAAGUGGCUCAAGAGAUCGCAGAUUCAGUGGAAUCUUCAUCUGAGUCAUCUGAUUCAAGUGAUGAUUCCUUAUCAUCUUCUGAAUCGUCUGAUUCUCCGAACGAAUCGAAAUCAUCUGAAGAAGUCGAAGAAGAAAAACUCACAUUUGCUGAUAUUUUGGGAAAAUCUGGAAAACCAGAAGAAUCGGAAGUUUUAGAAGUUUCAGGCGGAUUGAGUUUCCUGCGUAACUCCAAACCAACAAUGAAAUCAGAUUCAUCGAAAACUUGGGGUCCAUCGAAGCUAGGAUUAGUGACUGAUGACGUGGCAACAACGUCUUCUGAAAGUGCGCCAUCGUCUUCUCUUCCUUCUUUGUUUUCUCCUGCUCAUCUACCUCCAUUGACAACAAACCGUCCAAUUUUGAAAUCAACAAAAAGUGAGGAAAUCGAUGCAUUAUUUGGAGAUGAGGACAUGUAUGAUUUGGAUGAUUUUGAUGAUAACGAUGAAGAAGAGAAAGAAGAGAAAAAUAUUGUGGAAUCGAAGAAAGAAGAGAUGAAAACCGUUGAGAAGCCAGUGAAUGUGGUACCACCUGUUCAGAAGAAAGAAGAAAAGAAAUCAGAAGUUGUUCAACAAAUUGAGCCGUUGGUUUUGUCAGAUGGAGAAUCAAUCGACGAAUUGGAAGAUUUCGACACUGGUCUCUUGUCUUCUGGAGGUUCUGAUUAUUCAUUUUAA
Messenger RNA from Caenorhabditis remanei, 1209 nucleotides. RefSeq lists its product as uncharacterized. The coding region runs from base 1 to 1209 and encodes 402 amino acids. Lineage: Eukaryota; Metazoa; Nematoda; Chromadorea; Rhabditida; Rhabditidae. The record is from RefSeq and is a predicted model, not a curated record. The transcript is spliced from 5 exons.